CUUCAAAUUUACACUAUUAUCAAAAUAGGCUCAAGCGCCUCCAUCAACUUGGAUCCCCAAGAAAGCGGCACCUCCUUGACGAAUCCUACCCUUUCACCAAAACCACCAAAUGAACCCUUCCCUUCGGCGGAGCAGGCCACUCUCCGGCCACAUUUUCCGGCGAACUAUAUCCACAUCACCCAACAACCAAGAAAACGAACAAAACUUCAUUUCAACUCUAAACGAAAUCGUUCGGAGCAAACGGAGCUGGAACAUAGCAUUAAACAGCUCCAUUUCCACAAAACUAAAACCCCAUCACGUUGAGCAAAUUCUCAUUUUUACCCUUGAUGAUUCAAGGUUGGCUUUACGCUUCUUCAAUUUUCUUGGCCUACACAAGAACUUUCACCAUUCAAAUGCAUCUUUUUGUAUUUUAGUACAUUCUUUAGUUCAGUCCAAUCUUUAUUGGCCUGCCACUUCACUUUUACAAACCCUUUUGCAAAGAAAACAAAACCCAAGUUUUGUUUUUGGUAAUUUGUUAGAUACUUAUAAAAGAUUCAAUUUUUAUCACUCUUUGGGGUUUGAUUUGUUGACCCAAUGUUAUGUUCAGGAUAAGAGAGUAAUUGAUUCUGUUUUAAUUGUUAGGCUUAUGAUGGAGAAUUCAUUAGUACCAGAAUUAAGGACUUUAAGCACUGUGUUAAAUGGGUUGAUUAGAAUUAGACGGUUCGAUUUGGUUUUGCAGUUAUUUGAUAAAGCAGUGACUUUAGGUAUUGAGCUUGAUGAGUAUGUUUAUACAGCUGUGCUUAAGAGUUUAUGUGAGUUGAAAGAUUUUGAAAAGGCUAAGGGAAUGAUGAAAUGGGUUGAGGGAAAUGGGAGUAAAUUGAGUAUUAUCUUGUACAAUAUAUUGAUUCAUGGGCUUUGUAAGGGUGGAAGAGUUUGGGAGGCCGUUGAAAUUAAGAAUUCGUUGGGUUGUAAAGGGUUGAAUGCUGAUGUCAUCACUUAUUGUUCUUUGAUUUUGGGGCUGUGUAAAGUGAGCGAAUUUCAGCUUGGUCGAAGCUUAGUGGAUGAGAUGUUGGGGCUGGGUUUGGUUCCACGCGAGGCUGUAGUGUCGAGUGUUGUUGAUGGAUUGAGGAGAGGGGGUGAUUGUGUAGCUGCAUAUAGAUUGGUUGAUAUGGUAGAAAAAGUUGGAGUUAUGCCGAAUUUAUUUGUUUAUAAUGCAUUGCUUAAUUCAUUGUGUAAAGAUGGGAAGCUGGAUGAAGCAGAGUCGCUUUUUGGUAGAAUGGAGAAUAAAGGGCUGUGCCCGAAUAGUAUAACUUAUUCCAUCAUGAUUGACUUUUUCUGCAAACGAGGGAAAUUGGAUGGUGCACUUAGUCUCUACAAUAGAAUGCUCGAUAAUGAGGUAGAACUAACCGUAUACCCUUACAAUUCUCUCAUUAAUGGCCAUUGCAAGGCUGGAAAAUGUAGUGCUGCAGAAUCUAUCUUAAAUGAGAUGAUUGAUAAAGGAUUGAACCCAACUGUUGUAACAUAUACGUCAUUGAUAGAUGGAUACUGCAAGGAAAGAGAAGUGCACAAGGCCUUUAGGCUUUACCACGAGAUGACAGGCAAAGGAAUCUCACCUAAUACUUUCACUUUCACUGCACUUAUCUCUGGUUUUUGUCGUGCAAGCAUGAUGACAGAAGCAAGUAAAUUGUUUGAUGAGAUGGUGAAAAUGAAUAUAACUCCUAAUGAGAUCACUUAUAAUGUAUUAAUUGAAGGGCAUUGUAAAGAUGGGAACACCGCAAGGGCUUUUGAAUUGCUUGAUGAAAUGGUGGAGAAGGGUCUUGUUCCUGACACAUACACAUACAGACCUCUGAUAACUGGACUUUGUGCAAAAGGUCGAGUAUCUGAAGCAAAAGAGUUUGUUGAUGACCUUCAAAAACAAAGUCAUUAUCUGAAUGAGAUGUGUUUCUCUGCUCUUUUGCGUGGUUAUUGCGAGGAAGGAAGACUAAAGGAUGCAUUAAACACUACAGAUGAGAUGGCGGAAAAGGGAAUUAACAUGGACCUUGUGUGCUAUGGUGUACUUAUUUAUGGAACUCUAAAGCAUCAUGAUAUGAAUUAUUUAGUUAAGAUUUUGAAGGAGAUGCACAACCGAGGACUGAAGCCAGACGAAGUAAUGUACACUAGCAUGCUCGAUGCGUAUGGCAAAUUUGGAGAUCUUAAAAAGGCUUUUAGAUGUUGGGAUAUAAUGGUCAGUGAAGGAUGCAUCCCAAAUAUCGUGACGUACACUGUGAUGAUAAAUAACUUGUGCAAGGCUGGAUUAGUUGAUAAAGCAGAGAGUUUUUACAAAGAAAUGUUAGCUCAGGGAUUGAUACCUAACCAAUUCACAUAUAGUUGUUUCCUCGAUCAUCUUGCAGGUGAAGGGUACAUGGUAGAAGCUAAACAGCUUCAUGAUGCAAUGCUUAAAGGAUAUCUUGCAAAUACCGUGACAUACAAUAUUAUUAUACGGGGUUUAUGCAGAUUGGACCAAAUUCAGGAAGCAAUCAAUGUUUUGCUUGAAAUGAAAAAUAAUGGUAUUUCCCCAGAUUGCAUAAGUUACUCAACGAUCAUUUAUGAAUUUUGUAGGAGGGGUGAUCUGUCAGGAGCAACAGGCCUAUGGGAAUCUAUGUUGACUAAUGGUCUGAAGCCUGAUAUGGUGGCUUAUAACCUUUUGAUUUAUGGUUGCUGCAUCGCUGGAGAAAUGUCGAAAGCUUUUGAAUUGCGUGAUGAGAUGAUAAGAAGUGGUCUGAAGGUGUCUCAUGCCACAUAUGCUUCUUUAGUCCCUGGAACCUGAAAGAUGAGUUCCCCCGAUCUGAUAGCACCGCUGCAAGAAUCAGUUACUAUGAUUCACUAGUGACUAUCAAAAUUCAGAAUAUGUGUACAGGACGUGAUAGCGUCAACCCUAAUUUUUUACACCAAAAUGCUGCAUCCAUGAAUGGUUCAAGGCCCCACCUUUUUAUCUGAGGAUCAUGAACUAAGAGUUGGGGCAUCUCGAGAACUUCGAGGGAGACCCAUGUACCAAUGAUGGUACAACUGUCAUAUGUCAGAAGAGGUGUAUGUCAUAGGACUCCUGCAGCAACUGUUUCUUGCCUAUGAAGUUUCUCACUUCGAGAGAGUGCUCCAGAGCUGUCUAUUUAUGAUGUCAGUUGCAUGCCCACCCACCUUUUCGCAUUAGGUUCUAUUGCUUCUUUCCUACUGAAAUUGCUGUAGCGCAAGGUACUGUAUGGGAAAGCUAUAUUCUCAAGGAGACCUACUGCCUCAAUGAUGGCAAUACACGGCAUGUUGACUCGAUGGAUCCAAGUUGUGGCAGAAAGGAUUUCUAAUCAAUCAACAACUCACAAUUUCAAAUAAGUUGAGACCUAUGCAAUUCUUUGGUUUCAUUCCAUUCUAUUCAGCUCCCUUUACCAAGCAGCAGGAAGGCAUCAAGUCUGUUGAUGGCAUUCUCAGCUUUUUGUUUGCAACUACACGGGAGUCUAUGCUGGAUUGAAUAGAAGGCAACUCUGUAUCAAGUAUUUUGAUGUCAUGCACCUAACAAGUAAUAACCCUAAAAAAAUAGUUGUUGGUCAUCAUGUAAUUAUCGAACCCAUAUGACAUGUAUUCUAGGUGGUAUAUUAGGUGAAUCAUUCUCUUGCAUUGCCUUCAAGUCAGUUUGCUUCAAGUUAAGAAAUUAUGUUCAGUUCCCAAAUA
This is a messenger RNA of Nicotiana tabacum (common tobacco), 3678 nucleotides long. RefSeq lists its product as uncharacterized. The record is from RefSeq and is a predicted model, not a curated record. Gene Ontology annotation, cellular component: chloroplast. Gene Ontology annotation, biological process: chloroplast-nucleus signaling pathway; mitochondria-nucleus signaling pathway. Gene Ontology annotation, molecular function: protein binding. NCBI's taxonomy places the organism in Eukaryota, Viridiplantae, Streptophyta, Magnoliopsida, Solanales, Solanaceae.